This is a messenger RNA of Danaus chrysippus (African queen), 2604 nucleotides long. Lineage: Eukaryota; Metazoa; Arthropoda; Insecta; Lepidoptera; Nymphalidae. The record is from the annotation of a GenBank genome assembly.
AUGAUAUGUUCUUUAGAUCAGUAUAAAGAAAAUAUGCACUAUAUAAUAUCUUUCACAUCCAACGUACCAGUGACCCUGACCCCUCAACAACACAUCGAGACAGUCAUCAGGAAAAAGGCAAAUUCACUAAACAUGCGCGGAGAACAUCCUAGGAAUUACGUGCUGAAGGUCUGCGGACGUGAGGAAUACUUGUUGGGAGACGAUCCUCUCAUUCAAUUCCUGUACAUCCAGGAGACGCUUGCCAGGGACGGGGUACCGCAGGUCAUGACAGUCAGCAUAGAUAAGAUACCAUUGGUCGGUUGCGAUUUUCAACAUUACUCGCUACCUGAGAGAAGAAGGCUAACAUCAGAACAGUCGAAUACUAUAAGAAAGAAGAAAAACAACGAGUCCUCUUGGAAAAUAGAGAAGAAUUAUUCCUGUAUAGUACAGACGGUGGGAGGCUUGAACGUGGACCCUGGGAGACAUGUGGAGGUGGUAUGUCAGGCUGGUAUUUACCACGGUGGUAAAUCACUGUGUGAGCCACAGAAGACUAUGGUGGCUGUGGUUUCAAGGGAAGGAGAGGCUCAAUGGGAUGAAGAACUCAAGUUCCCCAUACAAGUGUGUAAUGUACCGAGAAUGGCGAGGCUCUGCUUCGUCAUAUACGAGAUAUCGAAGGCCAAGAACAAACGGAAAGCCAAGGGAAGUAAGGACGCUAUAAACCGUCUAGCGUGGGCCAAUACAAUGAUAUUCGACUACAAAGAGCAGCUACGUACAGACGGCGUGACGUUGUUCAUGUGGACCCACGUGGCUGAUGAGACUCAAGGAGACGACCUGCUCCUACAUCCGCUAGGGACAGUGGUCUCAAACCCUAAUACAGAUUCGUGCGCAGCCCUACAAGUACGCUUCUCCAACUACGAUUGCCAAUAUCCGAUACUAUUUCCGAAGCAAGAAGCUGUUAAGGCUUACGCGGAACAGCUUGAGAAUGCGUCACCGGAUGUAGCGACUAAACUGAGCGAAGAUUUGGAGAAGCUGCGACUAACAGCGGAAAGAGAUACCUUGUAUGAAAUACACGAACAGGAGAAGAAAGGUAUUUGGGCGUCACGUGAGUAUUUCCGUUCGUGCGCCCCGGAGCUGCUUCCCAAGUUAUUAUCAUGUGUGGAGUGGACGGAGCGUCGUGAGGCGGCCCGCGCAGCCCUCGCCCUCACUGCUUGGCCACCCCUGAGAGUUGAAGCCGCCCUAGAGCUUUUGGAUUACGCGUACGCGGACGCUGCGGUCAGGAGCUUCGCUGUUAAUUGUCUAGCUAAGAUCAGUGAUGAAGAUCUGCUGCUAUACCUCCUCCAGCUAGUGCAGGCCUUGAAGCACGAAUCAUACUUGAUGUGUGACCUGUCCGUUUUUCUAUUACAACGAGCCUUCAACAAUAUGACCAUAGGACACUAUCUGUUCUGGCAUUUACGUUCUGAGAUGCACGUGCCUUCGGUGUCAGUGAGGUUCGGUCUAGUGCUGGAGGCUUACUGUCGCGGCUGUCAAGACCAUAUCAGCAGUCUCAUGAGACAGAUCACGUGUCUGGAUAAACUAAAAUGGGCGAGUCAAUGUAUCCUCAAGAAGAAGGAGAUAAGUAAAGCCCGUGCGGCGUUGCAGCAGCAUUUAGCAGAGCAGCACUGUGUGGACACGCUGGCUGACUUUGUGUCACCCCUCACGCCCAGCCUCAUCUGUAAGAUGAUUAAACCGGAAAGAUGUCGCGUGAUGGACAGCAAGAUGCGUCCCCUACUGCUGGAGUUCUCCAACGUGGACCCGACCGGCAGCGACGUGCGGAUCAUACUCAAGAUAGGAGACGACCUGCGGCAGGACAUGUUCACGCUACAGAUGCUGCGGAUCAUGGACCGGCUGUGGAAGAACGCGGGAUAUGACUUUAGAUUGAACCCCUACAACUGUAUAUCGAUGGAGUACGCGGUGGGUAUGAUCGAGGUGGUUGAGGACGCGGAGACGGUCGCCAACAUACAGAAACAGAGCGCGCUGUUCAACGCAGCCUCUACUAUAUCAAAGGCUAAUCUGUUUCAAUGGCUGAGAAAACAGAAUCCCACGGAGGAAUCUUUCAAUAAAGCUGUGGAGGAAUUUACUAUGAGUUGUGCUGGGUACUGCGUGGCCACGUACGUACUGGGAAUAGCUGACAGGCAUCCUGAUAAUAUUAUGGUCAAGAAAAGCGGCCAGUUGUUCCACAUCGAUUUCGGUCACUUCUUGGGUCACUUCAAGCAGAAGUACGGGUUCAAACGAGAGCGGGUCCCGUUCGUGUUGACCCAUGACUUCAUACACGUCAUCAACAAGGGUCAGCGGGGCGGAGUGCACGACAUAGACUUCAAGAGGUUCAGGGAACUUUGUGAAACGGCGUUCAUAAUCCUCCGUUCUCACGGUCACCUCAUCCUGUCUCUGUUCUCUAUGAUGAUCAGCACCGGUCUGCCGGAGCUCAGCUCGGAGAAGGAUUUACAAUACCUCAGGGAAACACUGGUGAUGGAUCUGUCUAAGGAGAAGGCUAUGGAACACUUCAGGCUGAAGUUCGACGAGGCUGUGAAGAACUCCUGGACGGCCUCCUUCAACUGGGCCCUUCACAACUUCGACAAGAACAACUGA